AUGCAGACCUCCAAUCCGGAUUACUAUUUCCAAUCUGACGCCGACAUUGCGAAUCGUGCGCGCAAGGCAACAAAGUCUGGGAACAAAAAUGGCGAUCCAAUCUCUAUGAAAUCUAAAAUUCUAGCGGCCAUCCCGGAUCCUGCUGACCCUAAUGGCUCAAUAUUCAUCGCCGAGUCUGCAGGAUUUUGCAGACGCGUCAACCUAGAGUCUACUGAAACAAAAACCACAUACAGAGGCCCGAAGGCUCCUGUGACCUGCCUUACUAUCGGAGGUGUUAAAAACAAGACACUGUACGCAGGCUGCUGGGACAAGGACAUUUGGUCAUGGGAUGUCGACACGGCUCAGCCUCAACGCAAGUUUAGCGGUCACAGCGACUUUGUCAAGACAGUCAUUGGCGGCAUACUAUCAGGGAAGCCGAUCCUAAUCAGCGGCGGCGCUGACAAGAAGAUCAUGGUCUGGGACGCUGAGAGCGGUCGCCGGAUACACACGCUACAGGACCCCGCGACGACCAUGCUGGCUGUGCAGCAUCUCGCCCUGGACCCCGUCCUCAGCGGUCCUGACGCGCUCGUUCUCGUCAGCGCCAGCAGCGACCCCAGCAUCCGCCGCUGGCGCAUCACGCUCACCGAAUCCGAGCAGCUCGCCGAAGCGUAUCACGCCCGCCCCGACGCUGAGCGCCUGACGGUGCAGGAGCAUGACACGAGCGUUUACUGCCUCAACUUUGACGUGGCGGGCGAGGACGUCGACCUAUGGACGGCCAGCGCCGAUGGCACGGCCAAGUGUCUCUCGCGCGCGCGCAGCUUUGAGACGGAGGACACGCUCGCCCACGGCGACUACGUCCGCGCCGUCGUCGUCACGGACCGCUGGGCCGUCACCGCCGGCCGCGACGAGCACGUCAAGGUCUGGGACCGCGCGACGGGCAAGCUCUACGCAACGCUCGAGGGCCACUUUGAGGAGAUUACCGGCCUGGUCCUGCUGGGCAGUGCGGCCACGGGCGCGCCGAUGCGGGUGUGCAGCGUGAGCAUCGACGGCACGAUCCGUACGUGGCCACUGGCGCAGGCUGCGCUCGACGAGACGGUCCUGAAGAUUCAAGAGGCGGCGGAGAGGGCAGCCGCGGGCAAGACAGAGGAGGUCAAGGAGGACACGGGCGAAAGCAUGCUUACUGCGGAAGAGGAGGCGGAGCUGGCCGAGCUGAUGGCUGAUUAG
Akanthomyces muscarius is the source of this 1203-nucleotide messenger RNA. RefSeq lists its product as uncharacterized. The coding region runs from base 1 to 1203 and encodes 400 amino acids. The transcript has 3 exons. Gene Ontology annotation, molecular function: protein binding. NCBI's taxonomy places the organism in Eukaryota, Fungi, Ascomycota, Sordariomycetes, Hypocreales, Cordycipitaceae. The record is from RefSeq and is a predicted model, not a curated record.